This is a messenger RNA of Sinocyclocheilus anshuiensis, 818 nucleotides long. Its product is annotated as ribonuclease inhibitor-like. The transcript has 4 exons. Lineage: Eukaryota; Metazoa; Chordata; Actinopteri; Cypriniformes; Cyprinidae. The coding region runs from base 24 to 524 and encodes 166 amino acids. Gene Ontology annotation, molecular function: protein binding. The record is from RefSeq and is a predicted model, not a curated record.
UCUCCUCCUCACAGUGGUCAGCUAUGGUUUAUGUGCUGCUGACAUCAGAGCAGAAGAUGGAUGAGUUUAAUCUAAAACAGUUUGUUGGAACCCAAAAUACAGCACAUGAAGUUCUUCAGAAGCUGCUGCCUGUGAUUAAAGAAUCCAGAUCAGUUCAGUUGAGGGAUUGUGGAGUCACAGAUGAAGGUUGUGCUGCUCUGGCUUCAGCUCUGAGAUCAAACCCCUCACAUCUGAGAGAAAUGGAUCUGACUGGAAAUGAAAUGGGAGUGUCUGGACUGAAUCUGCUCUCUGAUGAACUGAAAGAUCUUCACUGUAGACUGGAGAAACUGCAGUUGAGGGAUUGUGGAGUCACAGAUGAAGGUUGUGCUGCUCUGGCUUCAGCUCUGAGAUCAAACCCCUCACACCUGAGAUAUCUGGAUCUGUCUGGAAAUAAACUAGGAGCGUCAGGAGUGAAGCUGCUCUCUGAUCUGAAGGAUGAUCCACAUUAUAAACCGGAGAUGCUAGACUUUAAGAUGUUAGUCUGACCUUCUCUGAUCGCUGAUGGUGAAUAAAGAGCCGCUACAGACAGACAUCACAUUCAGCAGAAUCAACAGACACAAACCCACAGUGAUCAUCACACACACGUGUUUGUGCAGCUUUACAGAAUCAUGCAAUUCAUGAUUAGAAAUCAGAUGAGGAAAACUUCUGUUUUUUCCUCUGAAGUGACUUUUGUACUGGUGCCACAUCACAAAACCCAUGGUGACCCUGCAGACAAAAACAAGAGACCAUCACAGAAAUUCAAAUGAUUUCCACUACAAAUACCAUUACAAGUAUUACAA